AUGUCUUCCUGGUCCUCGUCGUAUCCUCCUCCUCCACGUCGUUCUCGCUCGCGCUCUCCUCCCAGCCGUGGCUACUCGUCUGGUAGACCACCCUAUUCUGACACUUAUUCAGAGAACUAUAGACCCGACUGGGAUGGCAGGGAUACCUAUGACAGGGACAGAUGGCACGACCGAGAAAGACCAUACGACUAUGGGAGGCGUGGCAGGAGCCGUAGUCCUCCCGUAGACGAGACUGGCAGGAAGCGAAGGAGAUCGAUGUCUCCAUACGACAGGGAGCGGUAUGACCCACGACCUCGAUACAACGACGACUACGAUGGUCACUCUCGCCACGGUUACUCUUCACCUCGAAGACAUCAACCGUAUCCUCCUUCAAGAAGAUCCCCCCCAGACCCACACACCUUCGAUUUCCCGGCAACGCUCAAGCAGUAUGCCGACUGGUUCCGUUACUUCUAUCCAACUCAAGCAAUGGAAGAAGACAACGCAGACAAAGCCGCUGAGCAAGAGGCCGGUGACGGUUCCAAACCCCGUAAUGGCAUCAGAAGUCGGUGGGAAAAAUAUAAGAAAGAGUUUGCCGCAAACCAGCUUCAAACUAUGUUUGAACAUCACAGGAAAUCACCUUGGUUUGCCGAAAAGUAUGAUCCAGCACCAGAAUUCGAGUCGUUGCGCGCACGUGUGAGAAAAGAAGGCUGGAAAGGUCGUUUAAAUAGCUUCCUCGAUGACCUCGAAUCCGGGAAAUUUGACCCAAAUUUGCGUGAACCUGAGGCAGAGCCUUCAUCUCCUGUGAAGGAGAGCGCGAACGGAGAUGCUGCCCCUGCCGAUGAUACCAAAGCUGUCCCAAGUGCGGAUGACGAUAUGCAGUUCAAUGUUGAUGGAGAUGAGGAUGCUGGCGACCAGGAGGCUAACCGCCCAGAUGCCAAUGGGAAAACCUUUUUUGACAACAAGCGUGGUAACAGAGGAGAGGAGGUGUCUGUAGAGGCGGAAGGCAAUCAAGUUAUGAUUAGGACUAUACCGCCAGACAUUGGCCGCGUCAAGUUGGAAGAGGCUUGCUCGAAAGUUCCGGGGUAUGUUUACCUUGCCUUGGGUGAUCCUCUCCAAAAGCGUAAUUAUUAUCGAGCGGGUUGGUUGAGGUUCAGAGAUGAUGCAGAUAUGGCUGCCGUCGUCACCGAGUUGUCUGAGAAGAAAAUCGAAGGCUUUAAGUUGCAUGUAACGCAUAACACUCGGCCAUUUGUAAACAAAGUUCGUUAUACACCCGAAGUGGCCAGUCGGCCAGAACGUUUAGAAAAGGAUUUGGAGAACGCCAAAACUCUUGCGGGUAUACUCGAAGAACAGGCUGCCAAAUUGCGUGCCAUGAACACUUCCGCCCCGCCAGUUUCCGCGAACAAAAAUGGUGACGCUUCGAAGGCAGAAGACCAAGACGCCCCCAUGGCGCCCCCUGUAGAAGAAGAAGAACCGGAACCGGAACCGGAACCAAGGGAGUCAGGGAGUGCGGCGGUCGAAAGAAGGAUAGAAAAGGUCAUGACAGACAUGCGAGAACAGGGCCUUGUUGAUGCCAAUGAUGAAAAGGCCUAUCGCGAGAAAAAGGUUGUAGUUUCCCUGGAUUUAUAUCUUGCAUAUUUGCGAGCUGCCUUCCAUACCUGCUAUUAUUGCGCCGUUGUAACCGAUCAUCUUGAAGAACUUCAACGCAAAUGCUUGAAGCAUGAGCGGAAGCCAUUGUCAAAGGCACUAUUGGAAGAGCUUAAACUUGCAGAAGCUGAGAAAGAGAAGAAGAAUCAAGAACAGGACCAAGACAAAGAGAUGCCUGUUGAUGGUGCUGAAGAUAAAACCAAGGUGAAAGAGAAGGAGAAAGAAAAUGGGAAAGUGAAGCAUGAUUCCAGGGAUUGGAAGCGUAAUGACGAAAGAUGGCUUGAAUGGCUAGACUCAAAAGUCGCUCUUCUCAUCAACCGAGAUGGAGUGGACCCACGUGCUUACGGCGGCAAGAGUUACGAGGAGGAAUUGAGCAAAGCUGUAGAGCCUUUCCUGAAACAGGAAGAUGAGGGUAAAUUCAGGUGUAAAACUUGUCAAAAACUUUUCAAAGCUACUUCCUUCGUUGAGAAGCAUAUUGCAAACAAGCAUCCCGAAUUGGUUAAGUCGUUGGACGAGAUUCCUUAUUUCAAUAACUUUGCUUUGGAUCCUCAUCGCAUUCAACCUUUCGCACACCCUCCUGCUACUGUCGGCAACAGUAGCCAGGCUCCUCCUCCUCAGGCGUAUGGUAUCCAAGGACCAUCGCCUUUCCAUGCCGGAGGCGGUGAUUACGGCCGUGGUAUUCCUUAUUUUGCAGGAAAUAUGACAUUCCCACCUGGUGGUCACCCACCCUACUAUUGGGAUCCUUCCCAUCCGGCCGGUUAUCCUCCUGGAAUGUACCCAGCAAGGCGAGAUGAUACCAAUUCUAACAGGAGAUUAAGUGACCGUAUAAGCGGCUUUGCUCCUGAGAGUGCCAUCAUUCCUGCAGCUGCUGGGUUGCCUCCUAAACCUACGCCUGCUGCGCUAGAUUCAGCACUUGUUAGUGGGAAUCCAGCAAUGAACAGAAGGAACAACAGGAACAAUAGUCUGUCAUCUGGCCCGCCUCCUCCACCUCCCCCUGACGCCAAAGAAGAUCCCCGAGCAGCAGGGGGCAAGAGGGUAAGCUACCAUGAUAUGGAUCUGGUUGCUGAGGGUGACGUUGAGCUGAUGUAUUAA
Psilocybe cubensis is the source of this 2715-nucleotide messenger RNA. RefSeq names its product Serrate RNA effector molecule-like protein. Lineage: Eukaryota; Fungi; Basidiomycota; Agaricomycetes; Agaricales; Agrocybaceae. The transcript has 11 exons. Gene Ontology annotation, biological process: mRNA processing; primary miRNA processing. Gene Ontology annotation, cellular component: nuclear body. The record is from RefSeq and is a predicted model, not a curated record. Bases 1 to 2715 code for a protein of 904 amino acids.